AUUAGUGUUUUCUUUGCUGUCGAACGUAAACAACAUGCCGUAAACAAUUUUAAAAAAUUAAUUUAAGCUUUUAAUUUAAAUAGUUUACCUGUUCUGUUGCCUAUUUACAACAUAGAUAAACAAUAUAAAUAUGAAGAUUGCAAUUGAAGGAUGUGCUCAUGGAGAUUUAGAAAAUAUAUAUGAUACUCUUCAUAUCCUGGAACAAAAAAAUGGAUUUAAAGUUGACCUAUUAAUUUGUUGUGGCGAUUUUCAAUCUUCGAGGAAUGAAGACGAUUUAAUGUGCAUGGCAGUUCCACCAAAGUUUAAAGAUAUAUGUUCUUUCUACAAAUAUUAUUCCGGAGAAAAGGUUGCUCCAGUUUUAACGAUAUUCAUAGGAGGUAACCAUGAAGCUUCAAACUACCUUCAAGAAUUACCUUACGGUGGCUGGGUAGCUCCUAAUAUUUAUUAUAUGGGCUAUGCUGGGGUUAUUAAUGUUGCUGGUUUAAGAAUAGCAGGUCUUUCUGGUAUUUACAAAGGGCACGACUUUUUGAAAGGACAUUAUGAAAAAGCUCCAUAUUCAGAAAAUUCAAAAAGAACUGUUUAUCAUGUUAGAAAUUUGGAAGUUUUUAGAAUGAAACAACUAUCUGGUAAAAUUGAUAUAUUCUUAUCACAUGAUUGGCCGACUGAAGUAGUGAAAUUUGGAAAUAUUCAGCAGUUAUUGAAGAGGAAACCGUUUUUUAAGGAGGAUAUUGAAAAAGGAGAACUUGGUAGUAAACCUAACAAUGAGAUUCUUUACCAACUAAAGCCAACUUAUUGGUUUUCAGCCCAUUUACAUUGCAAAUUUGCUGCCCUAAUUCAACAUACAGAUAAUUCUGUGACUAAAUUUUUAGGAUUAGAUAAAUGCCUUCCAAAGAGAAGAUUCUUGCAAGUCUUAGAUAUACCUCACAAUAAAGAAUCAAAAAUAGAGAUAAAUUAUGACAUUGAAUGGUUGACAAUAUUGUAUUUAACAAAUCAUUUGUUAUCUGUUCGGAACACUUUGACUUACAUGCCUGGACCUGGCAUUAAUGAAAGGUAUGAUUUCACUCCAACUGAAGAAGAGAAAAGCCACGUCAUAGCGAGGUUCAACGGCAAUCUGGUAGUUCCAAAAACUUGUUACCUGACAGCCUCCGUUUACAAUCCGAACUCUUCUUCAAAAAAACCCAAACAACCAGAACCUGUUCUUAACCCACAAACUGUAACUUUUUGUGAACUGCUAGCUGUUGACGAUCCAAUAACACAAGUGUGCAAAAACGAAGGCGUCGAAUUGAAUGUGAGUGCGGAUUUGAAUUCCACAAUUAGUUUUAUAGAUGAUACUUUGGAUAGUGCCAAUUGUUCAAUUAAUUCAUCUCAGAAUAGUACUCCUAUGAAAAAGUUAAGUAGUUUUAACCUGCCUGAUCCAAAACUUGACGAAAGUGAUAGUAGUGAGGAUAUAGAAAGUAAGGAUAUUCCCGCUGAAGAAAGUGAAGAUGUAGAUCCUUUAAUUAAAAUAGAUGAUAAUAAAGCUAUUAUAGUAGUGCAAAGUGAAACUGAUAAAAAUCGUAAUUCGCCUACACCAAAAAAAUUUAAAAGAAGAAACGAAGGAUUUUAUACUACUGAUGAUAAAGAUAAAUAAUUUAGUUAGUGUUAAAGAA
Messenger RNA from Psylliodes chrysocephalus, 1649 nucleotides. The record is from the annotation of a GenBank genome assembly. Lineage: Eukaryota; Metazoa; Arthropoda; Insecta; Coleoptera; Chrysomelidae.